AUGACGGAGGUUUUCGUUGUAAAGAAGACGAAGGAGUGCACAUCCGCCCGCUGUGGCUUUGUCGUUUUCCAUGACACGGACGCGGCAAUGAAUAUGUUUGACGCUCAGCCACAUAUGUUCAAUGGGACCAAAAUCACCGUUUCGGUGGCAAAGAAUAGGAAUUCUAAGGAUCAAGAUAAAAGGCCUCACACGAAACCAAACAUCUUGAACGGGGAGGCCUCCACUUCACGCUCUGGUGGGACCACCAUAUUUGUCGGUCGCCUGACACCAACUACCACGGAAGGCGACCUCGCAGUCUACUUUUCCGAAUUUGGCACUGUUAAAAAUGCAACAGUAGUAUCUGAUCGAACAACCGGCCUGUCCCGCGGCUUUGGUUUUGUCACUUUCGUAGAUCGAAAGGCCUUCGAAAAUGGUGUUUUGGAAGCUUGUCACUUGAUCAAUGGGUACCGCCUUAACGUCAAGCCUGCAAGACCUCAAACCACAUGUCGUCCUGCUAGGAAUGUGGCCACGGAGGAUAUUCAGUCUUCGACGGAGAGUGCGUAG
This is a messenger RNA of Dibothriocephalus latus, 543 nucleotides long. The record is from the annotation of a GenBank genome assembly. NCBI's taxonomy places the organism in Eukaryota, Metazoa, Platyhelminthes, Cestoda, Diphyllobothriidea, Diphyllobothriidae.